Amaranthus tricolor (Joseph's coat) is the source of this 324-nucleotide messenger RNA. RefSeq names its product pre-mRNA polyadenylation factor FIP1-like. Bases 1 to 324 code for a protein of 107 amino acids. The record is from RefSeq and is a predicted model, not a curated record. The transcript has a single exon. Lineage: Eukaryota; Viridiplantae; Streptophyta; Magnoliopsida; Caryophyllales; Amaranthaceae.
AUGAAUGGAAGCCAUGCAUCGCGCCAUCUUCUCCAAACAACACCGCCACAAAUCACAAACCCGAACAUGCCUAACAUCCCUAACUUCCCUCAGCAACCAAUUAUUCCAAAUUUACCUCAACAACCAAGUAUUCCGAAUUUACCUCAGCCCUCAACACAGAUACCUUCGAUUUCAAAUAAUCCAACCGUGAUUCCAGGGUUGAGUUUGCCUCCUAAUUUGGUUCAAGCAGUUACUUCCUUCUUGCAAAAUUUGCCAAAUACUCUUCAAAAUGCUCCUAAUAAUUAUCCUUUUAUCCCAUACAUUGCUCCUUCUCCAUCCAACUAA